Adineta ricciae is the source of this 960-nucleotide messenger RNA. The record is from the annotation of a GenBank genome assembly. Lineage: Eukaryota; Metazoa; Rotifera; Eurotatoria; Adinetida; Adinetidae.
AUGGCAACGAUAUCGAAAGAAAGUCUCGCACAAUUUUGGCUCAGCGCAUUUCCUCCAUGUGAUAAUUAUGAUUAUCUAUCCUUUUCGGAUGCAGCAAGCGUAUCUAAUCUUCUCGAGUUCAUCUCCGAGAAAAACGAGGAGAAGAAAAUCUUCGAACUGAUCAAUAGUUAUAUACAAGAAAUGAAGCCAAAACAAGUUCGAAUGACGAUUGAAGAGAAUUCAUCGUCCAAACGACGACGAUCAACGAAGAAUACUCUGAUAAACAUCGAUACCAAUAGAGUACGCUUUGCUGUUAAUGUUGAUGUUGUAGAAAAUCUCGAAUAUGACGAAGAAAUCAUUUCAAUAGCAGAUGAUUCACCCAUCGAAGAAGACCGUACAAUGGAAAAUCUCACAACAAUUCUUCACGAAUCAAAUUCGACUCGAGUUGUCAAAUGUUUCCAAACAUUAAUCUACCCAUGGCUUAUCGAUCUAUCAUUUAACAUACCCAAUGACUUCUUUUCUCUCUUAGUCGAACUAAUGAACAAAUCGUCUGAUGCAUUCUUUCUCCAUUGUUUCAUUCCAUGGCUUCGGAGUCUCACCACAGACACCAUCAAUCAAUUUUUUACGAAUUUAUUUACUCAACUGACUAAUCUGUCUGAUCGUUGUAAAUUAUGUUGUUAUCUCUGUCAAAAUAGUACAUGUCCGUUCAAUAUGAAUGAAUUAUCCCUUAUUAGUAAAUGGUUCGAUAGUAAAGAAUUUUAUUUCUCCAAUGAUUUACUUAACUUUUUACCGGAAAAAGUGGCGAUUUCAGCGACGAUUUUCUCAGAUAAUCUACCAUUUGCUAAAGUUCUCCAUAAAAUUUUAAUUAAAUGUACAGAAAAUGAUCAAAUUCUAACUAAUGAGCAACGCUUAAUACUUAAACAAGCUGUGACAAUAAAUACAACUAUACUUAGUGAUAUUCUCUUGGAUUUACUUGAUUGA